Messenger RNA from Thalassophryne amazonica, 4685 nucleotides. RefSeq names its product dyslexia-associated protein KIAA0319-like protein. The coding region runs from base 1 to 3216 and encodes 1071 amino acids. Gene Ontology annotation, cellular component: plasma membrane; cytoplasmic vesicle. NCBI's taxonomy places the organism in Eukaryota, Metazoa, Chordata, Actinopteri, Batrachoidiformes, Batrachoididae. Gene Ontology annotation, molecular function: actin binding. The transcript is spliced from 27 exons. Gene Ontology annotation, biological process: cytoskeleton organization. The record is from RefSeq and is a predicted model, not a curated record.
AUGGACCCGCCCGCCUGUGGGGGUCACCACCUACAGAGGGGGCCCACGGGGGGCGGGUGCAGAGAGGACUGUGUGGCGGUCGAGGUGCGAAGUGGCCCGCCGGAUACCGGUCUGCGCUCAACAGCCUCUGGCUGUCGUCUAACAGGUAUGGCAGAGUUGGAGAGUCUGGUGCAGCGGCUGGAAGCAGUGGUGGGUCGUUUAGAAACCCUGCCAGCCCUCGGUGGCAGCACUGGAGAAGCUGUGUCCGAGUAUGUGGAGGCCUUUGAUGGGAUCAUCAGUGGUCCGGUGACUCAAUACUGCUCACUCAGCCAGAAGAUUGGCGGUGAUGUUCAAAAACAUGCGGACCUGAUGAAGGAGGCUUUUUCCCGUGAGAGACAAAUCCUCGUCACAGCUUCCACUAGCCAAAAACCAACUGAUGAUGUUUUGCAACGUCUUAUCAAGCCAAUAGGGAAAUCCAUCACACAGAUGCAGGAGUUUCGUGAGAAAAAUCGUUCCUCAGAGUUCUUCAACCACCUGUCUGCUGUCAGCGAGAGUGUGCCCGCCCUUGGUUGGGUUGCCGUGUCUCCUAAGCCAGUCCCCUACGUUAAAGAAUUUCAGGAUGCCAGCAUGUUCUACACCAACCGUGUCCUCAAGGAUUACAAGGAAAAGGUCCCAUUAUACAAAGACGUAAAAGAUCUCAACAUGCUCAUUCUACAGGCAGCUACAGACCAUCAAAGGUUCACCACACCAGCACGCUUUGGGUCAGGGAAGUUCCAGUGGGAAAACAACCCAACUCCACCCAACACCAUUACAUUUCCUCAGUCAACCCUAAAGAGCCACAGUCAGCCAGAAAACAGAAGUGCAGACAUUGCUUCAUUCCCCUUGCAAGAGAACUUGACAGUCGCCAACACUGUUUAUGCUGGUUUGUCUUCCAACAGCAGUGAUUUCACCACAGUCACUGCGACUGCUAUCGUCACAACAGUUCCGCAUGCUGUGAAGGAGCUGGGUGGUAUCAGCAGGCGAAAGUGUGGAGGUACGCUGCCCCGCAACGAGGUCGAACUCAAUGCCUUUGUGGUUCCAGCACCAUUGCCAGGGACAAACUAUGCAUUUGACUGGCGUUUGAUAACUCAUCCCAAAGAUUAUAGUGGUGAAAUGCAAGGCCAGCAGACCAAGACACUUAAACUCAGCAAGCUGACUGUCGGCCUCUACGAGUUUGAGGUGACUGUGGACGGAGAGGGGGCCCACGGACAAGGCUGCGUCAAUGUUACAGUGAAGCCAGAGCCUCGCAUAAACAAGCCUCCUGUUGCUGUAGUUUCCCCACAGUUCCAGGAGAUCUCAUUGCCAAUCAGUUCUACAGUAAUAGACGGCAGCCAGAGUACUGAUGAUGACAAGGUGGUGUCUUGGCACUGGGAGGAGAUUAAGGGCCCCCUGAGGGAGGAGAAAGUCUCUGCCGACACCCCCGUCCUUACCCUCACCAGUCUGGUGCCUGGGAACUACACAUUCAGGCUCACCGUGGUGGAUUCAGAUGGAGCCAAAGCCUCAGCCCUGGCUAUCCUGUCUGUUAACAAAGCAAAGGACUACCGGCCUGUGGCUAAUGCUGGUCCAAUCCAGGUCAUCACCUUGCCACGCAACUCCAUCACUCUGUAUGGCAACCAGAGUACAGAUGACCAUGAUUCGCUGGCCUAUGAGUGGUCUCUCAGUCCUGAAAGCAAAGACAAGGUGGGUGAAAUGCAGGGUGUGAGAACACCUAUCCUGCAGCUGUCUGCAAUGCAGGAAGGCGACUACACCUUCCUGCUGACUGUGACAGACUCAGCUGGACAGCAAGACACGGCCAAGGUCAUGGUCAUUGUGCGUCCAGAAAACAAUAAACCACCUGUAGCAGACGCGGGGCCGGAGAAAGAGCUGACGCUGCCAGUCGAUCGAACCACGCUGGAUGGCAGCAAGAGCAGCGAUGACCAGAAGAUAGCCACCUACCGCUGGAAACAGACCAAGGGUCCCGAUGGUGUGAAGAUAGAGAAUGCCGACAGUGCUGUUGCCACAGUUACGGGUCUAGAGGUCGGCACAUAUGAGUUCACACUGACUGUUACUGAUGAGAGGAAGCUGGAGAGUUCCGACACCGUCACUGUCAUCGUCCGAGAAGAAGUAGAUCAGCCACCGGUGGCUCGUGUCAUGUCCGGACCAUCUGUCUCUCUGCCUAUCAGGACUGUGUAUCUCGAUGGAUCUCACUCAACGGAUGACAAAGGUGGACUCAGCUACCUGUGGACCAGAGACGACAACAGCCCGGCUGCUGGGGAUGUCCUGAACAACUCUGACCACCAGGCAGUGCUGUUUCUCGGAAACCUGGUUGCAGGGAAAUACAGCUUCACCCUGACUGUGACUGACAGUAAGGGACAGAGCAGCACGGACAGGGGCACAGUGGAGGUCAAACCAGAUGUGUGGGAGCGAGACCUGGUGGAGCUGGUGCUGGAGGUCUCUGUAACCCAGGUAACCCAACGUCAGCGCGAUAUGCUGCUGCGCCAGGUUGGGGUGUUGCUGGGCGUGCUCGACAGCGACAUCAUUGUGCGAGAGAUCAGUGCCUUUAAUGAACACAGUACUCGGUUGGUCUUCUUGGUGUCCGGCGGUCCAGGGCACCCUCCUCUGUCUGGCCACAAUGUUGCACUUGUUCUUAGCAACAAACUCCACAAACAAAAGAAUGACUUUCUCAUCUACAAGACACAAAGGGUGGACACAGUCAUCUGUCAGCAAAACUGCUCCGGCCACGGCGAGUGUGACGCAUUUACGCGACGCUGUAUCUGCCACCCUUUCUGGAUGGAGAACUUCAUCAGAUCUCACUUUGGAGAUGCAGAAAGCAACUGUGAGUGGAGUGUACUCUACGUGACUAUAGCGUCCUUUGUGAUUGUUGUUGCCAUGGCCACAGUUGUUUGGGGGUUGGUGUGUUGCUGCCACCGACGUAAGAGCAAAGUGCGCAGAAGCAAAAGCCGCUACAAGAUGCUCGAAGCUGAUGAGCAAGAUGGUGUGACGCUACAACUGCAGAGAUUGGCCCGUUUGAAGUCGGUGCCUGUCCCAUCCUCUUCUGCUCUCAUGCACUCGGACUCUGACCUGGACAGUGAAGACGGCCAUGCUGGGGUGCCGUGGACAGACCAGGAGCGUGGGCAUCUCCUGCGGCCCCAGAACGGCUCCCUGAGGAAUGGCCAGGUGCCAGCACGGAGCAAAAAGCAAAGAGACGAGCUGCUAUAACAAGGGAUGAAGGGGGAGGAUACCCCCCCGCCCACUGAACAUCUCCACCAGAACUUGCACCUGUUUGUUUCUCACAGUCUGACUUUGACCCUCUCCACACCAACCUCCUUCCUCUCACCCACAAGGAUGUUGUGUUUGACACCUAGAUUUAGGAAUACUGAGAGGAAAACCAUGCUGGAAAAAACGUAGUACCACUUGCACAGGGAAAAACACUAUAACACUGACGUUUCCCUGCUCCCACACUGAGCCAAAACGAAGGACAAAUAAGAUGGGGAGUGGGGGGGGCAAUAUUUCUGGCAGAUUCUGGGAGACCACUGUGUUUGGGAUGAUAAGAGCCCGCAGAGACAUAAAGAAUGUGCUGAUACAGUAACCCUGUCAUAAACAGGACAUGCUGGGGAGAGACGAAUGUACUGAGAGACGCAGAACAUGAAAACCAGCAAGCUCACUGGACAUUAAACCCAUUCUCUCUCACUCACACACACACACACACACACACGCGCGUCAAUCCACUGCCAUCAAACAAUGCCACUUUAACCACCAUUUAACUGCUCUGACGACACUUAUUAUGGAUGUUUAUGAAGGAAAUAUGCAGCCAAAAAAAGCAUGAGUGACCCAUAUCGUGUGUGUGUGAGGCAUAGUGGGUUUCUGUGGUUGCUGUGCCAAAAGGUCUUUCAUCAGAGCAGUUUCUGUCAUUUCAUCUCCAUUGUUACCCCCACAGUCGAUCACUGAGUGUUGCUGGUUCUGGUGAUCACAUGCAGAAAAUUUUAUUUUUUUAACUCCUAUUGAUUUGUGUAGUUGUGGACUAAAUCACUGGCGCACAUGAACUGUAUAUGCUGUUAAUGACAGCAGGUAGACUUUCCAAAAACAUGAACAGGCAACUUAUUUUUUCCUUUCACUUUCCUCAAUAUUCAUUCAUGUAAUGAGCGCUUUAACCAUGAACUCCAUCUUUUACUUUUUUCUGGAAUUAGCCUCAUUUUGUCUUGUUUUAACUAAUUUAAAAAAGUAAAAAAAAAAAAAAAAGUCUUGCUGUUGCUAUGCUUGCAUACAGACUGCAGAGUGGUCGUGAUGAAGAAUGUAUUCCAGCAAAUGUGAAAGCAGCUCCGGACCCACCUCACUAACCUCACUUUGAUUUCACUUAUUUUUAAAAGUUAGAAUUCCUUCAAAAAAAAAAAAUUGAUGUCUUUGUGUGGUGGCGGCAAACGCGAUCGGUUUAAUUGUAAAUUGGGGGAGGCCGUUUAAUCUUGCUCUCUCCUUUUGGCAUAUUUGUUUAACUAGGUAAUAGUACCGUGGGCAUGAAGAUAUUAAGUACGUCAAGCUGACAUUUCACCAAAAUGAUAUUGACCUUCAUCCAAAUGAUUGACCUUUGCUUGACCUUGCCAAUGCAAUCCUGGAAUCCAAAAAACAGACAAACUUUACUCAAAUUAUAGUAUGAUUUGGAAGUUACAAAUUGGUAUGAUAAAUGAGAGAAU